CUUGCCGUCUGCAGGAUAUUAGAUCUGGGCUCUCUUUAAAUUUGAAUGAGAACUGAAGAAGACUGAACUUCUUGUUUUGGGCGUUCGUUUUUAAAGGCAUUAUUUAUCUUAAACUUGCUCAUUUGGUGCACUGUAUUAAUGCAGACAUAGGUCAUAUUUGAUUUGAUUCUUUUAUGCUGAUCAAAUAUGUGUUUUAAAGAUUUUGAGAGAGUCAACAUUGCAUUUUUUUCUUCUAAAACUGAUUUGUUUCCUAUGCAGCUCUUUAUGUAUAGAAAUCAAUCAAUAUUUAUUUGCACUACUCCACAGGGUUUACUGGAAUUUUGACCUGUGUAUACAUAAACUGUAAAAUAUGACCUUUUGUGCUUAAAUCUUUGAAUGGUUUGGCCUCUAAUCGUUCAUACUGUCAGUGAGUAAGGUGCUGUCGUCUGCUGUGUGUGUGUGUGUGUGUGUGUGUGUGUGUGUGUGUUGAAGCACAUCUAGUUUUUCUAGUCUGCUGCUCAUUUCCUUCAAAUGCCUGCUCAGUUAAACUGGAGAGCUUCUUAUCUGACAUACUUUUAAAUAAAUGUGCUUUGACUGCAUGUGAUAUUUCUUUAAAGUGCAUUUUCAGUUUCAGAGCAUGAUAAAAAGCGAGUUGACUUCUACAAAGCCAGAUCUGUCUUGACUGAAUCUUUUGUUUCUUAGACCUAGAAACAGUGUUCUUAAGGGGGAGUGAGAUCUGGGGCACGCUCUGAAAUUCUUUAAUCUUUCGCAGCUCUGAUUGAGAUCUUUUAAGACUUUAAUACCGAGUCUAAUCACACACUUGACUUUACCUCCCGCCAGCUGCUGCCUCUUGCCCAUGAGCUGCUGGCAGGAAUAGAGCCCACAAACAUUGUAGAAAUUCAUUCACAUUUUCAGACUUGCUGUGUAAAGUUUGAUGUAUGCGUGACUUAAAGGCCACUGCUUCCUGCUUGUCUUAUACUCGAGCCAAUGUGAAGGAAUACAAGACACACCAAUCACGAGUGGGUGUUUUCAACCUGUUUUGAGGAAUUUGCAGCUCAUUUUUGAUAUUCUCAGAAAUCAGCUGCUUGUGAGACAAUCCCAUCAUGCACUGGUGCAACACUAAAAGAGCUGCAUUGAUCUGCCCGGGCCUCUGAACCGAGCGGUUCAGUCAUUGAUUCCCCAGAACGCUCUAGAUCUGCUCUGGGUGUGUAUCCGGGGCCCAUGGCUCUGAUUGGGGCCCUGGGGCCGGGGGCAGCUCGAUGCAGUGAAGGACGCAGCGUCCCUGGAUAUGAUGCUAUAAAAGCCCGUGCUGGUUCUGAGAGAGGAAAGGGAAUGAGGAGCUGGCUUCGUCAAGGCAAGAAGUUUAGAUUGUUUCAUCCUCACAGAGGCGCUUCAGAGUGUACAGUAGCCCCGGUGGCCAUGGAGGACAGUGACCGCGAGGCCGACUCGGCGUCAGAUGAGCAGGACUCUGUGCCAGCCUCUCCUGAGCCCCGGCAGCAUGAGGCGGACCAGCACUUCCCUAAGGAAGACUCGGAGGACUCAGAGCUGGAGCACAUCAUGGGACAUCACCCGCUGGCCCACCACGGGCCCCAUAGGGCUGAUAGUGAGGGCGAGGGUCACAGCAGACCCCACACCCCGGGGACGCCCACCUUCUUGAGGCCCGCGGUGGCCCCCAGGGGCCCCGGAGACACAGACCACGAGUCCAGAUACGGGGCUCCUCGGGGCCGAGUGGACUUUAGCCUGCCGUCCCCCAUCAGCCCAUCCAGGCCUAAGAGCCCCUGGGGCCGCUAUGACCCCUAUGACUCCACUGAGGACCAGGACAAGGAGUAUGUGGGAUUUGCGACUUUGCCAAACCAGGUUCACCGCAAAUCUGUGAAGAAGGGCUUUGACUUCACUUUAAUGGUAGCAGGAGAGUCCGGUUUGGGAAAGUCCACCCUGGUCAACAGUCUGUUCCUCACAGAUCUCUACAAGGACAGAAAGCUGCUCAAUGCUGAAGAGAGGAUCACUCAGACGGUGGAGAUCACCAAACACACGGUGGACAUCGAGGAGAAGGGUGUGAAGCUGAAGCUCACGAUCGUGGACACACCAGGCUUUGGGGACGCUGUCAAUAACACUGAAUGCUGGAAGUCGGUGGCAGACUACAUCGACCAGCAGUUUGAGCAGUACUUCAGAGACGAGAGCGGACUGAACCGCAAGAACAUCCAGGACAACCGUGUUCACUGCUGCCUGUACUUCAUCUCGCCCUUCGGUCACGGGUUACGGCCUCUGGAUGUGGAGUUUAUGAAGGCUCUUCACGAGAAGGUCAACAUUGUUCCUGUGCUAGCUAAAGCCGACACGCUGACCCCAACAGAGGUCAAGAAAAAGAAAAUCAAGAUCCGGGAGGAGAUCGAGCAGUACGGAAUAAAGAUCUACCAGUUCCCAGACUGUGAUUCAGACGAGGACGAGGACUUCAAACAGCAAGACCAAGAGCUCAAAGACAGCAUCCCCUUCGCCGUGAUCGGCAGUAACACAGUGGUGGAGGCCAAAGGCAAGAGGGUCCGAGGACGUCUGUACCCCUGGGGCAUUGUAGAAGUGGAGAACCCAGCGCACUGUGACUUUGUGAAGCUGAGGAACAUGCUGGUCCGAACACACAUGCAGGAUCUGAAGGACGUGACCCGGGAAACACACUACGAGAACUACAGAGCGCAGUGCAUCCAGAGCAUGACCCGCAUGGUGGUGAAAGAGCGCAACCGCAACAAACUGACCAGGGAGAGCGGCACCGACUUCCCCAUUCCCAUGGUGCCCGGCGUCACCGACAGCGAGACGGAGAAGCUGAUCCGCGAGAAAGACGAGGAGUUGAGGCGGAUGCAGGAGAUGCUGCAGAAGAUCCAGGAGCAGAUGCACACGCAGAAAGAGGCGUAUUAACAGAGAAAAUCAGCGGAGUGAGUGAGAUCGCAACGGGAUUCACGUCUGGGUCGCAUUUCAACACAAAAUAACAAAAGACAAAAAAUAAAAGACCUUUUUCUGCAUUGUAACAUUAUUGUCUUGAUAGUGAAUCACAUUUAAACCCCAAACUAUAAUUAAGGUAAUGUUAUGAAAAAAGAAAAUGCAUACAGACAUGUUACUUUUAAAUUAUUAUUUUUAUUUUUAUUUUUUUUGGACAUUUAUUUGUCUACUGCUAUUAUCAAAAUCUAAGCCUAUCUAAGUGUCUGAACAAACAUAGAAUAUGUUAUUUUGAGUUGAAACUGAACCCAGACAUGUUGAUAUAAAUCAGUGGAAUCAAUGGAACAUUUUCAUUGCACAAAACAAAGAUUAUUUAGAUUAUUAAAAUGACUGGCAAAAAGAGUCCGUGAAAGGUUCUCUGAGGAACCCGACUGCUGCAAAAAAUGAAUUAAACUGAAAGUUCUGCGCAGUCUGUUUAUUAAAGAAUAAUAUCUCUGUGUAAUGCAGACUCUGCUCGUGGUCCAGUAUGUGUUUCUACCCCAGGAUUGAUAUCAUAGGAAAGAUUCAACGGAAUUAUUUAAGUUUUUUGUUGUGUUUUUUUUUUAAUUUUUACAACUUUAUUUUGUAUAAUGUUCAUUAAUUGCAUUGGUUGUAAUGUAUGUCUUUGGUUUUGUUGUAUUUCUAUAUAAAACUACAAAAGCUUCUUUUAGAAAGUUUUUACAUGGAAAAAUAAUCUUUUAUUUUCUUAUUGGAGAAAUAACGUACUGUAGAGAGAUAUUUUUGUUAACACAGCUAACCCAUGAGUUCUUGUUGCUCUGGAGGAGAUGUCUUCUCGUCUCUGAUGUGUUCCUCACGCUCUCUCUCUGAGCUGCUGGAAACCUUCUGUGUUCUAGACAUGGGCUUACAGUCCACACAAACAAAGGAUAUUUCUCCAUAUCAUAUAUAUAUAUAUAUAUAUAUAUAUAUAUAUAUAUAUAUAUAUGUAUAUUUUCUUGGGUAAUGUUGGUGAACACUUAGCAAACGGCAUUGAGUUCUGCAAACUGUGGAUAAAUAAACCCAUUUACUAUGGACUAUA
Messenger RNA from Puntigrus tetrazona (Sumatra barb), 3976 nucleotides. RefSeq names its product septin 4b (gene septin4b). Gene Ontology annotation, molecular function: molecular adaptor activity; GTPase activity; GTP binding. Gene Ontology annotation, cellular component: cell division site; microtubule cytoskeleton; septin complex. The coding region runs from base 1201 to 2883 and encodes 560 amino acids. The record is from RefSeq and is a predicted model, not a curated record. The transcript is spliced from 13 exons. Lineage: Eukaryota; Metazoa; Chordata; Actinopteri; Cypriniformes; Cyprinidae. Gene Ontology annotation, biological process: regulation of exocytosis; cytoskeleton-dependent cytokinesis.